Prorocentrum cordatum is the source of this 3939-nucleotide messenger RNA. The record is from the annotation of a GenBank genome assembly. NCBI's taxonomy places the organism in Eukaryota, Dinophyceae, Prorocentrales, Prorocentraceae.
AUGUCAGCCAGCGACAGAGAUCGCCGCCAGUUGGACACGAGCGGUAUAUCAUUGCAAACGGACCUGGAUGGUACGCAGUGGCUUCACCACGCUUUGACUGGCGAGGUGAAGAAGAUCGCAGAGACAUGCUCGAUGGAGCUCGCACUUGACGAGAACAUCGGCUUAGUUGUUCAGGUGAUCGACGAUCCAGAGGCGCCAUCCACUUAUGCCCAAAAUUAUCUCCGGUAUGCUUUUUACAGAGACUCACAAGGCCUGUCUGAUCGGGUCUUCGAUGCCCACGCUCAGCGUUUCAUGACAGCGUCUGAUUUUUCUGUCAUGCAUCGCAGAUUCACUCUAGCUCUGUACCUUCCUGGGGGGGCGGGCUCUCUGAAAGUGGAUUUGUACUGUUUCACCGAAGGCGCUUGCGGGCAGCAUUGGUGGUGGAAGCUUCCGCCAAUUCUGCGCGCCACCCUGCUGCCAGAGGCACAGGGGAAACGAAAGAAGGAGGUUCAUCUAGUGCUUGGCGACCGCAUGCGUUCGUGGCAGCCGCUGUUGGGGAGACUCGGCGUGCCCCAAGUGCGGAAAGCGAGGCCUCAGCGGCCUUCCGAUAGCAAGCUGGACGGCCCCACCGAUGAUGAAAUCAGGGCUGGGCGCGUCUUGAGACACGCUUCCAUUUGCACGGGCAGCCUUUUGAUCAUCUUGCAGCGGAUGGCUUUCAACGAGCCGCUCCAAGGAGGAUGCAAAAGCAGAGACGCCGCAGCCAAUUGCAAGACCAUUUUGGAUGGCAUGCUGCGGCUCUGCAGCCCCAUGCUCUCGGAAAUCCUGUUGUCCGCCGAGCCUGACCGCGAAUAUGGCGAGCACGGGCGCCUUGUUUCCUCCGACGACGAUGCCAAUUGGCGCAGCUUCGUCGUGGCCGACGGGGCAGUCGAUUUUGAGGAGUUCCACGCCUGGGCACUUGAGCACAUCCGAGCGAAUUCGCUUUUGAAUUCACAAUAUUGGACCGGAUCUGGUACUCUCAUCAAUUUGCUGGAAAAGUUAGCCCGUGUUCCGAGUUGCUGCUUGGCCAGGUCUGUCAUCGUGCAGAUUUUGCGGCACGCGGGGGUCGUGCUUGAAGCUUUCCUGGACGACGCGGCUGGGUCUCUCUUGAACGGUCAGAAGGUCCCGUUUUUGACCGUGGCGCCUUUCGCGGGCCUCAGCGCGUACCAGCGGCACCAGGACCUCUGCCGGUACGUCGCUGCUUGUCGGGCUGAGGCGGCUCAAUUCCAGCAGGUCUAUUCUUUUGGGACCGACGCUUCGCGCGUGGGCUACAAAGCCAGGAGCAAUUUCGCAUUCGUGUACCCCAACAACGUCCUGGCAUUCGGGCCGCCUGCGGACGAUUUUGGUCAUUACCCGCCGCAGGUGCUGAAAGACAUUCAAACAGGCCGUGGAUUGGCUUUCGCACUGGACGAUGUGCAGGCUUUAGCAGAAGCCCAGAAUGAGUUUGUCGAGGAGAACCGGCGUAGGUUGUCACGGAAACGAGGUGGCGGGUUCUUAGCUAAGAGCCGUCGCAAGUACAGGAAGAAAUCAUUCCAGUAUUUAUGCUUGGAAGAUUCCGCCAUCAAGCUGAUGAUGGACAACGAAGGUUUCAAGUCACAUUUUGUGAGCCCGGAGAAGUUGGCAAACUUGUCUGAUCCGUAUUCUUGGAACCUCGCGAGAAGGAGUUCUGACAAAGGCCCAGAGAUGAUAUCUUCUUCAAAUUUCUUGAGAUGGGGGCUGAGACUCAACAUAGAACAGGAUUGGGACAAAUCUCAUGGAGCGUGGAGGUCGUGCUUGGAUGCGGUCAACACGGCAGGCAUGCUUACCCGCCUUACUCUUCUCGUCAUGGCCUUUAACACUGGAUAUGGCGAGUGGAAAGAUGGAUCCCGCGGGGAGCAAAUCCGCAUCAGCACGAGGGACUCCCUACAGACGCUUUCGGAUGGGCAAGACAUCCCCUACCAGGCCUGCUUGCCGCAGAUCUUGGAGGAUAGAGGCAAAAACGUAUCAACCUUCUCUUCGAAAGACAGCGAGAACCUCCGGAAAGAACUUCUGGACAACAACAUCUGGGACCACAACCCUAGCAAGCUCAACCUCACGCGGUUCUUCAAUCCGAUUGAUCGGCAUUUUGAGUGGGAGCGGGACAAGUGGGGGGAACGACAGUACGGCCUCAUGACGACAUGUUUUGAGCUCGGUUUGAUGAAGCUUACCAAAGAGGAUCUAGGAGGUGGUAAAAGCAAAGACCACCCAGCCGCACCGGAAGGAAAACCCAAGGCCUCUUCUUCCCAAAGUCAUGCAAAGCAGACUGCGUACAGCAUCAAACGGGCGGCAGGGAACCCGGUAUACUUCGGUUUCAUUACGUACGCGGACAAGUCGAACAGGUACAUCAUGGAGAUCAUUAGCUCCGUGGUCGGGCCGUUGAGGGAGUGGCACACAACCCAGAGCACCGAGCAUCGAUCAGCAACGGGGGCCUUUAAGUGGGAGUCGUUGCAAGCAGGAGGUCGGUACUGGCAACACAUCGACCAGACCAUUGCCCGCCUAGGUGGUGCUACGUCUUGGUUGAAGUGCGGCAUGCGCGUGGACACUGCUGGGGACGGCGUGGAGGAGGGGGCGGAGGUGAGCUUCCAGGACAUGUAUGCUGGUUAUUUCGGUAACAUGGUGGUCGCCCUUGCCGGCAGCCGCCUGGAGUGGGGACUGGAUUACAUUCGCGGCUUCCCCAGGAAAGCCAUCAUGUUCUUGACCGACAACCCCAGGCGCACCGCCUACCUGAACCUGUUCACGAAGUAUUGCGACAUUAUCGACAAGGCCAUGGCGUCCGCGGACGCUGAUAUCGCAAGCAUGGGGGGGCGCAGUCACAUGCGAUUGACCCCUGUCCUCCAGCUCCGAGGCAUGCUGCGGCUUGAACCGGCUCCAAAGGAAGGCUUGACACCCAAGUUCGCUGCUUUCUUGAAGCAGCGCAGCAACGGCCUCCACGCAACGCAGCUUCUGGAGGAUUCGUUCAACACGCAAAAGGCCAUGGUUCGGCAGAGGGUCACCCACAGGGUUGACGACGAAAACGCUUACUUCGCCCUCUUGCACACGGAGAAGGGCGUCCAGAGCAAGCACCAUUACGAUGCGCCGAAAUUGGGUUCCGUGGCAGAGGUGGACAACGACCUCUUGAAGGAGUCCGCGUUCCAUCCUAGCCCGGGCGAUGCGUGGCGAGAGUUGGAUAAGAUAGUGGGGCGGGAGCAGGAACCCUCAUGGCACCAUCCGGCGGCGGGCGCGCAGAACUUCACGAUAGCAGAGCUCUUGCGGUUGGAGGCAGCGUUGCCGUUGGUGCCCGUGCCAAAGCCCAAGGAGCAGUCCGUGAUGGCGGGAUUGCUGAGCGGUCGCCAUUUGAUCGUUCGGGUCGGGGAUUCGGAACAGAGGCUUCUUGUGUUGAAGCGCGCGUGUGACUUGUCCUUCUUCGGGUGGCCCGUCCAGCGCAAGGAGAUCGAGGGGCGCCCGGGCUCGCACUGGUAUGAGCUGCAGCCGUCCGGCGAGAAGUUGCACAUGAUCAACAUGUUGGACCACGCCCGCAUAGAGGCUGAAGAGUACGAGUGGUGGAGCCCCAUGCACCAGCGCGUCAGGUUCCCAAACAGCGGGAUAGCGAUGGGCCCGCAGCAGCGCCCCCGCGCAGUCAAGGUUGCAGGCCCCCUUUCUCUCAAGGAGCUUGCAGCUCGGAGGGCGUUCUUCUCGCUGUCGAAGAGCUGGUGCGUUGAGUUCGGCAAGCUUAUCGACGUAGAGGUCGCAUCCACGGACCAUAUGUGGGACGUGCUAGCAACGCUCAUCUGCGCCGUGGUGCCCGACCUCACUGACGACGGCCUUCUUGAGAUCAUGCACAGGCGCUGCUUCGAUGCCACCCAAGAUUCCAGCCGCCAGGAUCUACGUCUCGCGGAAGCCUGCAGGGAUAACUUGACGAAGGACUAG